Molecule: messenger RNA, 1569 nt
Organism: Naegleria lovaniensis
Lineage: Eukaryota; Heterolobosea; Eutetramitea; Acrasida; Naegleriidae
Exons: 1
Coding region: 1-1569 (522 amino acids)
Biological process (GO): poly(A)+ mRNA export from nucleus
Cellular component (GO): nucleus
Molecular function (GO): RNA binding; protein binding
Source: RefSeq, a predicted model, not a curated record
AUGUCUCAUCCCUAUCCUUCUCCCACUUCAAAACCUUUUUCUCGUGGACGAGGAAGAGGUCGAGGAGGAGCUUCUUCAUUUCGUGGUGGAAGUAGUAGUGGAGGUAACCCCAAUUAUCGAGGUGGUACUAGUAGAGGAGGAACUUCAUUUCGUUCCAGAGGCUCCCGAGGUAGAGGUGGAACAAAUAGAAACUUUAAUCAAGGUGAUGGUAAUAAUUUUCAAUCAUCAUCAUCUGGAAAUUAUCAAGGCAAUCGCGGAGGAAGAGGACGAGGAGGAAAAUCAAAAUUUGGUGGUGAUGGUCAGCAGCCAACAAAAUCAAAAUUAGAUGAUAUUAUUGAUGCUUAUCUAGAGCAACAAUAUGCCACCACAGAAUCCGGAGACACAGUACUAGAUCUCUCUAAUAUUGCAAGUAAUCAAUAUUUGAUUGAUAAUGUACGUGAAUUUAAUCCAGCUCGGAUAUACAGGAAACUGUGCGAACGAGUUGUGCAAAAACAUCCAGAUGUUAAUCUGUUGGAUUUGAGAAAUAAUAAUUUGAGCUCUUUGUUUAGCUUUUCGCCGUUAACUGGCUUACAAAAUUUAACCGGUCUAUGCCUAUCAAACAACAAUUUUAGUACUGUAGCUGAUCUUCAACAUUUAUCAGGUUUGCAGUCUUUGAAACAACUGUAUUUAAAUGGAAACAAGUGUUAUUCGGAACGUCCAAGUGAACAAGAUGUCAUCACAUUGCUACAAUAUUUCCCUUCUCUAGAUGUGAUUGACACUGUAUUAAUUCCUGACUCUUUUAAGAAUCGAGGAAGCAUCAUUCCUCCUAUUAAUAUUGACAAUGUGUAUCUGGAGAUUAACCGUGAUGCACUCGAAAAAUUUGUAUUACUAUUUUUCGAUAGCCUCGAUGACAACAGACCAGCUCUAAGUACACUAUUUGACGAUCAUGGAUCUUUUAGCAUUUCUCUCGAUGAUAACAUGUUACUAGAACCGCAAUACGCAAAGCUUCACGAGAAGAAACGUAAUCUGCAACCAAGCAACCCAAAUCUAAACCCUCAAUAUUUAAUCAAAACAGUUUUUAAAAACAAACUUGACAGAGACGGUGCAUUCAAAAGUUUACCAAAAUCAAAGCACAAUUUGGAUACUCAGUAUUUGGUUGUCGAUUGCAACGUUUAUCAUUCCGUUUCUCAAAAUCAAAAAGUACCUAUUUGGAUGCUAACGAUUCAUGGACAUGGUACUCAUUUCAAGCCACAAGGAAGCAAAGAUUCCUUCUCCUUUACUGCAAGCUUUGUUCUCAAACAAGGAACUGAUCGAUUGUUGAUCAGUAACUUGAUCUAUCAUUUAAGACCCUAUGCUGGAACAAGUCGGGAUGCAUUUGUGGACAUUUGUCAACAAGUGAUUUAUACGAACCAACUAGAUCUUGCCAAACAAGCCAAGUUAAGAGAGUGCGUCUACCACACAAGGCUUAAACCUGAAGUUGCCUUUGAGCUGUUAAACCUGCCGGACGUGGCAUGGACACCAAGAAAGUUUUCAGAGGUGUAUGAACUGUACAAACAAAAUGGAACGAUCAAUGCUGCUCAUUAUCUGUAA